Coprinopsis cinerea okayama7#130 is the source of this 867-nucleotide messenger RNA. RefSeq lists its product as hypothetical. The record is from RefSeq and is a predicted model, not a curated record. The coding region runs from base 1 to 867 and encodes 288 amino acids. The transcript has 3 exons. Lineage: Eukaryota; Fungi; Basidiomycota; Agaricomycetes; Agaricales; Psathyrellaceae.
AUGACCACCGCUGCCCAGAGCCACACUGUCACCUCCUCCGACGGGACUAGUAUCUACGCUACUGCCGUCGGAAACCCCGACCUUCCCUCCCUCGUCUUCAUCCAUGGGUUCAGUCUGAGCUGCAAGGUCUUUGAGCCAUUGUUCAAGGAUUCAAGACUCCUCGAGCGCUUUUACCUCGUCGCCUUCGAUGUGCGAGGCCAUGCACGAAGUGGGAAGCCACUGACCCCAGAAGGUUACGAAACACGUCUGUUCGCGGAUGACUUCAAAGCUGUAUCGGAUCACUUCAAGCUGAAGAAGCCAAUCGUCGUGGGUUGGAGUCUUGGAGGGCUCGUCAUCACCGACAUCUUCGCUCACCUCCCCAUGGAGACGGUGUCCGCCGUGGUCUACCUCAACUCGAUACCCUGGGGCGGAGCAGCCAUCCCUCAAGUCGCCACCGCUGAGACCCUCGCCAUUCUUCCUCAAGUGUUGGGUGCCACCGGAAGCGUUGACGACACCUUUAACGCAAGAGUGAGGUUCAUCGAGACGUGCUUCAACGACCCCUCCGACAACGUCCCGAUCAACCUCAAGUGGGAGUGGCUUGGUACGGGUGUUACGCAGCCUCCAUCGGUUGCGGGCAUGGUCGUCGGUCGGGCGCAGGAUGAGAGCAAGUUGGUCGAAGCAGGCAAAGCAGGAUUGCCGGUGCUCCAUAUUUAUGGAACGAAGGAUAGGGCGAUUAACGGGUCGGCUGUGGAAGGCAUCCUUAGGCAGACCUUCACUGCCCUUGAGGUGCACAAGAUUGAGGGUGGCAGCCACUCCCCCUUCGCCGAUGACGGAUUUGAAGAGACGGUUGUUACGCUCGAGAAGUUUGCAAGCAAGAUUUUUGCAUAA